AUGUGCCCUGAAGGAAAAAAAUUAUAUUCUAGUAGCGAAAAUAAAAAAUUUUCGUUUGGGAUUAUACAAAAAAGUACAUAAAUCAAGAAAUUGCAUGGCCAUUCAGAAAUUAUUAAAUAUCUCUCUAUAUCAUCAAACGGAGACUAUAUAGCAAUCCUGUACGAUUUGGGAUUGUAAAAAAAACAAAAACUUGAACAAAUUAAACAAUCAAAGACCAUCAAGGAUCUGUCAAUUCCUUAUAUAUCUCAUUAGAUUAGGCAAUUCUAGCAUCGGCAAGCAGAGAUAAAUCAAUUUCGCUGAUUUCAGACUAUUAGAAAAAACUAAAAAGCGUUGUCUUAAGCUCAAAUAAAAGAAAUGUAAGUAGUUGUUUUCCCAAAGUCUAUUAUGUUAGCAACAAGGUGUUCUGAUUUUACUGUAAUAAUAUGGAAUAUUGGAGAAAAUCUUCCCAAAAUAAUAAGAGUGGUUCAUAAACUUCCUUAACCAAUUACAUGUAUAGCUCUUUCAAGUGAUGGAACAUUUUUGA
Paramecium primaurelia is the source of this 523-nucleotide messenger RNA. NCBI's taxonomy places the organism in Eukaryota, Ciliophora, Oligohymenophorea, Peniculida, Parameciidae. The record is from the annotation of a GenBank genome assembly.